Messenger RNA from Capronia epimyces CBS 606.96, 1380 nucleotides. Its product is annotated as ribosome biogenesis protein ytm1. Gene Ontology annotation, cellular component: preribosome, large subunit precursor. The record is from RefSeq and is a predicted model, not a curated record. Lineage: Eukaryota; Fungi; Ascomycota; Eurotiomycetes; Chaetothyriales; Herpotrichiellaceae. Gene Ontology annotation, biological process: ribosome biogenesis. Bases 1 to 1380 code for a protein of 459 amino acids. The transcript has a single exon. Gene Ontology annotation, molecular function: protein binding.
AUGGCUGCAACCUCUGGCGAGUCUCAGAAUACCCAGGUCAGGGUGAGACUGACCACCAGAGACACCGACCUUGCUCUCGACGACGCCGCGCCCAUCCUCAUUCCCACGUCCUUCCGCCGGUACGCUUUGUCAACGCUCGUCAACAGCCUGCUCGGGAGCGAGAAGUCUAUUCCUUUGGAGUUUCUCAUUAAUGGUAAAUACCUUCGCACUACAGUUGACGAAUAUCUGGCCGACAACGGUCUCUCCGUGGAAACAACUCUCACAGUUGAGUACGUGCGGGCGCGGAUCCCACCUCAGUACCUUACGUCCUUCGAACACGAUGACUGGGUUAGCGAUGUCGAUGUCUUAUCGGGGCAGUCACCUAGGAUUCUCUCCGCUAGCUAUGAUGGGCACUUAAGAGUUUGGAACACAUCGUCCCAGGUUCUUGCUACAUCUCCAGGUGUAGCGCACGGAGGGCAUGGCUCGUUCAUAAAGUCCGCCAAGUUUAUUUCGCCAAAUCAGAUUGUAUCGGGUUCGUUCGAUCGGACAUUGAGACUGUGGAAAUAUACGGAGGAACAGGAUGGCUUUUCGGCCAGCCUAACACCGCAACUGGAACUCUACGGCCACAAAUCCUCGGUAGAUUCGGUGUGCCCUCAUCCUGGCUCAGGCCGUAUCCUGUCUGGAUCCGCUGAUCACUCGAUUGGAUUUUGGUCCACCCGAAAAGCCGAUGCGCCUGCGGCGCCGGAGGCACAAGUGCCUCGCUCCAGGACCAAGGAUGGCAAGAGGAGGAAGUUGAGUGAAACAAGCUUGCCGCAACGAGGGCCGCUCGCCCUGAUGCAACAACACACUGGCCCUGUUUCGGGUGUCAUCUUCGACUCUAACGAUUCCACGGUUGGAUACUCCAGUUCUUGGGACCAGACCGUGCGGACGUGGGACCUCGUCACAGCAUCCCUGGUGGACACACGAACGACAUCGAGCGCAUUAUUCUGUGUUGAACAUAUGCCGUCGCUCCACUUGAUCGCAGCAGGCUCUAUCAGCAGGGUUAUCAAACUGAUAGAUCCGAGAGCGUCAGCCGCCACUGUUGCCGCCAUGACGCUGAAGGGACACAAGAACUCCGUGGUUAGUCUCGCACGAGAUCCCAGCAACGAUUAUACUCUGGUCAGUGCGAGUCACGAUGGGACCUGCAGAGUCUGGGAUGUCCGAAGCACACAACAGGAGAAAGAGGGGGCGGUCGGGCAUAGCUUGUAUACCCUGCCGAGGGCAAGCCUGGAAGGGAAGGCUAGUUCAGCGGUCGGCGAGGGUCUCAAAGUGUUUGCAGUGUGCUGGCAUAAUGAGGUGGGCAUUCUCAGCGCGGGCGAGGAUAAAGUGGUCCAAAUCAACCGCGGCAACGACGAGACUUGA